GGGAGGCCGAGGAAGUUUCUGCUGCUGAGCUAGAGUAGCCUAUCUUGGUGGGGGGGAAAGGGAAGGAGAGAGAGAAAGAAGGCACCGUAAGGCAUUUGCACAUAUUCUAGAGUAGCGGGUUAUCACACAAAAGUAAACAUGCCUUCAGAAACAGGAAAAUCAGACAUGGAGAGGAUUGGCCUCUUUAGUGAAAUGGAAUAUGUUUCUAUUGGGGAUAAAUAUGUCUCGCCAUUUAACCGCCCCUUUAAUGAAGCUGCAAGCAAGAACAAGCAAAUGUUACCAGGGGGUAACAAAGAGAAGGCAGCUACCCAGGCAGGUUACUUUGACCCUGUAUAUGCAAGAAUUUUUGAAGGUGAAAGCUAUUUGAACCCUGUCCAGCUAAGGAGAAGAUACCGAAUGGCAGAGGCAAAGAAAAACCUGAGCAAACCCUUCCUUCCUAGUAAUGGAGAGAAAUAUCCUUGUGGUAUAGGAACCUACUAUGGAACAAUCGGUGGCCCAUGUGCUUACUUCAGUGCACAAGCAAAGGACAAAACGCCAUAUGUUCCACCUGGGAAGAAUCUGUAUACCAAUCCAGGGAAGAAGGGAACUGGCUACGGGUAUGCAAAUCUUACCAUAGGUAAACCAUACCCACACGCAGUGGAAUUGUAUGACAUAGGAAGGAUAAACUUUAAGAAAAUGAGUGAAGAACACCACCGUUUGAUGAAAGGUGGAGCUUUCAAGUUGAAUCUUUACCCACGAGAAUAUUUUGAUGUGAAUCCUUACCAUGAUGACAAACCAUUGCCACCACCAAAGAAACAACCCCCGCCAGCACCAGUUACCCAUCCAUUUAAGCCAACUUCUCCUGCAAAGAAGCCUGGGGGCAUGAAAGCAGGCACAUUUGAUCCUUAUCCAACCCAUUCCAUAGACCCUUACAUGGUUAAACCGGCAAAGCCUGUCACAACCAAUAAACAAGGGCGGGUAUUUCAUCCUUCUCCUGGACCGAAGAGCAGACCAGUAAGAAGUAUUAUGUCAUUAAAUGUUGAAAAAUCAUUAAAUGCAACCAACUACACGAAUCCACAAGUGAUGUCAUAUUAGCUGCACCAAAGCAAGGUGAAUGAACUUUUUAGAUUCUGCAAACAGUAGCAUUUUAACAGCUCAAGGGUAUCUGAAGCAAAUAAAAAAAAAGUGGGAAAUAUGUCAAAUAUGGCUAUCCUUUGCCAAAACUGUUUACCACACAUGACGAUGUUUUAUGAAUAUAUUCUUUAUAUAUAUAUAUAAAGAAAUAGAUAAUAUAUUUACAAAUAAUGUAUAUAAAAAGUGAAGUAUAUUUUGGUAUAAAUGUUAUUUUGAUUGUAUGUAGCACUAGCAAAAAUAAAUACUUGCAUUUGGUGAA
Messenger RNA from Lacerta agilis (Sand lizard), 1372 nucleotides. RefSeq names its product chromosome 9 C4orf47 homolog (gene CFAP96). Gene Ontology annotation, cellular component: centrosome. The record is from RefSeq and is a predicted model, not a curated record. The transcript is spliced from 8 exons. NCBI's taxonomy places the organism in Eukaryota, Metazoa, Chordata, Lepidosauria, Squamata, Lacertidae. Bases 139 to 1074 code for a protein of 311 amino acids.